Messenger RNA from Fraxinus pennsylvanica, 1071 nucleotides. NCBI's taxonomy places the organism in Eukaryota, Viridiplantae, Streptophyta, Magnoliopsida, Lamiales, Oleaceae. The record is from the annotation of a GenBank genome assembly.
AUGGAGAUUUUGACAAAAACUCCAGCCCAUGAUGAAGAAGAAUCUAAACGCUUCACAUAUGCAACGCAGCUUGUGACUUCUUCUGUGCUACCCAUGACGUUGAAUGCAGCCAUGGAACUGAAUGUAUUUGAAAUUCUUGCCAAAGCCGGUCCUGAUGCACAAAUUUCUCCUCACGAGAUUGCGUCCCAUAUGCCCACUACAAACUCCGAUGCACCUGCCAUGCUCGACCGGAUGCUUCGGCUCCUCGUAAGCUACUCAGUGCUUACAUGCUCCGUCAGCGAUGGCCAACGACGUUAUGGGCUAGCACCCGUCGCCAAAUACUUUGUGCAGAAUGAAGAUGGAGUUUCACUUUGUCCUCUCAUGGCCUUGCUUCAGGAUAAGGUCUUCAUUGACAGCUGGUACAAAUUAAAAGAUGCGGUUCUUGAAGGAGGUGUUCCAUUUGACAAGGUUCAUGGUACUCAUGCAUUUGAAUAUCCUGGAAAGGAUCCUAGGUUCAAUCAAGUUUUCAACAAGGCAAUGACCAAUCAUACAACUGUUGUUAUGAAACAAAUUCUUCAGCACUACAAAGGUUUCGACCACCUCAAAACUUUGGUCGAUGUUGGUGGGAGUCUUGGUGUCAACCUUAACAUGAUCACGACGAGAUAUCCCACCAUUAGUGGGAUCAAUUUCGAUUUGCCACAUGUUAUACGAGAGGCACCAUCCUAUCCUGGUGUCAAACAUGUUGGAGGAGACAUGUUUGAAAGUGUUCCUGGAGGAGAUGCCAUUUUCAUGAAAUUGAUACUACAUGAUUGGAGUGAUGGUCACUGUUUGAAAUUGCUUAAGAACUGCUACAAGGCUCUACCUGAAGAUGGAAACGUAAUUGUUGUUGAGGCAAUUCUUCCUGUGAAACCCGAAAAUAGUAGCUCCGUGAUUAGUAUGAGCCAAAGUGAUCUGAUUAUGAUGACUCAAAAUCCAGGGGGCAAGGAGAGAUCGGAAGUCGAGUUUCUUGCCUUAGCGAAAGGAGCCGGAUUUACAGGCAUAAGAUUGUACUGUUCUGUAUGCAACUUUUGGGUCAUGGAAUUCCACAAGUAG